CAGAGCACACGUGAAGACUUGACAGCUGACAUAUCGCUCGGACAACGAGGGGACGCCAGAGCAUCGUCCCGCUGCUCAGGCUUCCAUAUGAGCAAAAGAACAAAGGAUUGGAUCGUAUCGGGAUUGAUUUCAGGUUUUGUUUUUUUUCAGGCUAGUUGAGUCCGUUUUCUUUUUUCUUUGUUCGAUUUAGGAUCCUAGGCAGCUCUGGGUGUGUGAGCAUACAAUCGUACCCCUCCCCUUCUUUCCCUAGACCCCGUGGGUAUUUUUAGAGAUGAUGUUCCCAGUCAAAUAACGUAACGGAAAGACAACCUCUUAGCUGAACAGCGAGCAGGCGACAAAUGAAACACCGCUCCGCCACGAAAGAAACACCCAUGAACAUGAAAACUACAAGUUAUAUUUUUGUGGGUGUGCUGGUGAUUCUAUCCAAUUCCGGCAAAUUGUCAGGUCAGUCCACGGAUCCACCACACACUGAGCCCCCAACUGUUCAGUCGGAUGUAGGGGCACCCCACUCCAUCACUAUCUCCCCCUCCAGCCCCAGAAUGGAUGCUGGAGAGGUAGCCUCGAGUGCUCCACCACACGUGCAAACCUCCCAUCACGCUGCCACUCUCCCCUACCUGUCAGAGGCAACCUACGUCACUGCUUUGUCACCAGAACUUAGCAGUGUCUCUGGAGGAAGGACAGACACAGCUACUCUACAUACGACAGCCUCUCUCCACACCCUCUCAGUCCUCCCACAGAAUGACUCCAGCCUCAGCCCUAAAACAGUCCCAUUCAUAGCAUCCACUGCUGAUGCCACAUCAGUUCCCCCGGGGAAGGGCAUCGCCCCUACAGAGCUAACCACUCCUGCAGCAUCACCUAAUCAGACUGAGAGCAAUCACUUGAACACAGACCCCUCAACGCUUGCCAUCCUGCCUACCCAGACCACACCUGAAUCUACCCAUAUCCCUGUGUCCAGCCAGACAACCCAUCAACCAACCUCUAAGUCAGUGCCUGAAGGGACAGCUGUCGAAAUUACCUCCCUGCCACCAACCCCUUCUCCUACCCAACUCCUCACAUCAGAGGCGCCUCAGGCACCUGGCCAUCUCUCAGUGGCUCCACCCAAACAGGAAGAGCCUCCCCAGUUGGAUGUUGGUGACGAGGAUGCAGCACAUGAAGGUCACCACCCUGCCUCACCGCUGGACCCCAUCCUUGCAGGACUGGUGUCCAUAUUCAUUGUCUGCACUGCAAUAGCCUCUGUCCUGCUCUUCCUCAAAUUCCGCCAUCGUAAUGAGCACCCCGAGUUUCACCGACUUCAUGAUCUCCCCAUGGAUGACCUACUGGAAGAUACACCUCUCUCAAGAUACACCUACUAGCCAGUUUAUCUCAAGUUUAGGGUUAAAAGAAGCCAGAAAAAAAAAACACUGCCACUGACUGCUUGUCUUGCCUUUUGAUUAAUGAGAAAUUCAACAAAUUUGUGUUUAUUUUCUAGACUUCACCCUCACUACUGUCUUUUUAACAUUCAGUAUUUAGAGCCCUAAUUUGCAGUUGGGCAACAACUAGCAAAGUGCCUUGUGCUUGAACUAAAGCUGUAAUGUGGUAUGUUGUAACAUUGCACUGCCCCACCUAUGUCUGCGCUUUACACAACUUUACACUUAGCCUGUAAUUUAAAUUAGGACCCUUCAUCUGAAAUAAGCAUAGUAUAAGUAUAGUAUAUAUACUCUUUUGAUCCUGUGAGGGAAAUUUGGUCUCUGCAUUUAUCCCAAUCCGUGAAUUAGUGAAACACACACAGCACA
Molecule: messenger RNA, 1772 nt
Organism: Alosa alosa (allis shad)
Lineage: Eukaryota; Metazoa; Chordata; Actinopteri; Clupeiformes; Clupeidae
Product: mucin-5AC
Exons: 5
Coding region: 339-1352 (337 amino acids)
Source: RefSeq, a predicted model, not a curated record